AUGGCUGUAAGUGCUGACGUGAAUGACGAUUUUUUUCCGGCGCCAGUUUUUUUCUUUUUCGUUGCUGAAGGCGUCGAGGAGGUCUCUACCGCUGGAAUAUCCGAGAGACGCAUGGUCUUCUUCUUUGAGACUGGAUUAUGCUUUCUCUCACGUCGCUUGAAUUUGGACAACGCUUCGAUACGCAUUGCUUGAGAGAGUGAAGAAUGCAUCUGCCCAGCCUUCAAGCCAAGCAAACCAAGAAGUAUAUGCAGACGUUGGCAAUCCUUUUUCAUCCGAACAAAAAUAAUAGUAUUUUCCUCAAUUUCAACGCUGUUUCGGUAUUCUCAUUGAUGAAAAUCUUCACGGGCUUCUUUAACGACAUCGAUGCCAAUUCGUCGAUCUGAUCAGUCAUUGUAG
Molecule: messenger RNA, 396 nt
Organism: Haemonchus placei
Lineage: Eukaryota; Metazoa; Nematoda; Chromadorea; Rhabditida; Trichostrongylidae
Source: the annotation of a GenBank genome assembly